CACCAUAACAUACUCCCGGGUACUGCUCACUCCCAUCUGUUUUGUAGCUAUUUACCACAGUUGCCUUAGCAUUUGUGCGAGGAGAUGAGUCCUGGACAGGUUCUGGUGCAGCUAGAAGCAUGGAUGGUUUCGGUGACAGCUUCGUUCCCCCAGCGGAGGGAACUACACUAACUACGGAGGUAGACCCUGCUGCCGAAUUCUUAGCUAGGGAACAGGACCAACUGGCUGGCUUAGGGGACGACAUUAUUCCAGCUACUCUCGGGAAUGAUCAACCAACACUAGUAGCAGGCCUUGAUGGAGAAGCUGACUUGUUUGGGGGUGCCCCCGUGAAUGGUGGCCCUGACCUGGAGAGUUUUGAGAUGCUGGGUGGAGAUGAGGUUCCCCAAGAAAAAGCUGCUCCUCCUCCUCCUCCUCCUCCUUCAGUCUUUGGUUCUGUGGACUUUGUACCUCAGCCCUCGGGGGAAGAUCCCUGGGUCUCAGCUCAAGCCCCUUGUCCAACGGACGAGUCUGUUGCUCAAGCCGUUGAGGAUACUCUUGGGUUUAAUGAGCCCCUAUCCUCCCAGCCUUUUACUGUUGGUCAAGGAGAGGGGUUCUUAUCAACAUCUGACCUAGCAGGAGCACCAGCAGGAGCACCAGCAGCUGAUGCAGUAACAGCUGAGGCCACACCAGCCGAAGCGGCAAAAGCACCCGAAGGGCAUUAUACAGGCUUUGGGGCGGAGUUUGGGGGAACAUCUGUGCCUACUGGUGAUGCUGGUACCUCUUCUGGGGCUUUCUCUUUUGUGGGUGAAUCUGCACCAGCAGCGCCCACAUCUGAACCUGACCUGGCUCGGUCUCCUAUCCCAUAUGUGCCAAGGGAGGAUCCAGAGAAAAUCAAAAUCUGGCGUGAGGCGCAAAGGAUUCGUCUGGAGCAGAAGGAUGCUGCCGAGGAAGUCAGCAAGAUUGAGCUGAAGGAGAAAGCCAAGAAGGAGCUUGAAGAUUGGUACAAGCAACAUGAAGAACAAGUUGCAAAGACACGUCAAGCCAACAGGGAGGCAUCCAAGUCUGCCGAGAAAGAGCUAGUGGCUGAUACGGCGAAGAUGGAACCAGGGACGGAAUGGGAGCGUAUAACCAAGUUGUGCAAUUUUAACCCCAAGACUUCCAAAUCAUCUAGAGACAUUUCUCGUAUGCGCUCCAUCAUCCUGCAGGUGAAGCAAAAUCCACCUAUCAAGGCUUAAAUAUUUGUAGACUGAAUAUACUUAGGUUUCUGUGCUUCAUUUAUUAAUAGUUAACAUAUAAGUAUCUGAAGAUGUAUUAUUUGCUUCCAUAAAGACUACAGUGAAUAUCAUUCAUGUAUAUUCAUCCUGGUCAUAAACAGGUUUAGUGCAUGAGUACACGAUACAAUUAACUUUGGACUAGUUUUAAUCAAUAGACUUCAUAAAAUAGUUUAGCCAUCUGUUGAACUAUACAAAAGAAACCAAUAAUAGCUCUAACCUUGGAAGUCCAUGCAAGAUGGUAAAUGUUAAUCCUGGCCUGCGUGAAAUAAAAAUGUUAGUUCGGCAAGUUUUGGAGGAAUCCAACUUUUCAUAAGUGAUGAGGGCAAUGUAUGGGGUGCAUAAUUAAUGAACUAAACUAAAACUGAUGAAGGCGAUAUAGGAGGUCGAGAGCUUGGUGAUAGUCAGCUUUGGAACUUAAAAUUGUAUGGUGCAAAAGUGUACUGGCAAGGUUUCUGCAGAGGCUUAAGUAGAUAGGCUUUUGCUUCAUACAGUACUUUAGUGUAUCAUUUAUGUUGAAGUUUCUUAAAUUUUCUGUAAAAUUCCUUGUGUACUGACUUGUAACAGGUUUUUCUCAGUAUGUCAUCUGUUUGUAUAUGAGAACAACAUUACUUUUUAAUACAUGUUCUGUAUUAACUCAUUGUGUAAAUUUAACACUUUCAAAUACCUGAGUAAUUAGGUUAUAAAACAUUUGGUUUUAUACCAAUUUAUGAUGUCUAAGAGAUUGUGUAACAUAUAUAUAUAUAUAUGUAUAAUGUGUAUUAACAAAAUAGCCAGCAUAUUCAAACAUUCCUAAUGUAUUUAAACGGUAUAUAUUAAACUAGGGAGAGUUUA
Molecule: messenger RNA, 2084 nt
Organism: Procambarus clarkii (red swamp crayfish)
Lineage: Eukaryota; Metazoa; Arthropoda; Malacostraca; Decapoda; Cambaridae
Gene: Clc
Product: clathrin light chain
Biological process (GO): intracellular protein transport; clathrin-dependent endocytosis
Cellular component (GO): synaptic vesicle membrane; postsynaptic endocytic zone cytoplasmic component; clathrin coat of trans-Golgi network vesicle
Molecular function (GO): clathrin heavy chain binding; structural molecule activity
Source: RefSeq, a predicted model, not a curated record